AUGUAUCGCAUGAACCAAAUCCACGAAGCGGAUCGUGAUUUCCAGCGGAUCCUUUGGCGAUGGUCUAGCGACGAUGUAGUAAAAGAAUAUCGCCUAAACACCGUCACUUACGGGACGAAAAGUGCUUCAUAUCUGGCGACAAAAUGUGUGCAGCAGCUAUUAGACGCGCAUCGUAGGCAGUAUCCAGUAGCAGUAGGAAAAGCGGAGAAAAACACAUAUGUGGACGACAUCUUAACGGGCGCUGAAUCCGAAGAGGAAGCAAUCCUACUACGUCAACAAUUAACAACAAUGUUUGCAUCCGGUGGCUUUCAUCUACGGAAGUGGGCAUCGAACUGUACAGCUGUUCUAAAUGACAUCCCGGCGAAAGACAGAGAGGUGAAAUCAUCCAUCGAGAUCAACGAGUCCCGCACCAUCAAGGCCCUCGGCAUCCACUGGCAGCCACGCAGCGACGAGUUCCAGUUCUCCAACACACCGAACAAGAUCCUUCAGCCCACAAAGCGGAUUAUGCUCUCGCAAAUCGCCAGCAUAUUCGACCCUCUUGGACUACUGGCCCCAAUCAUCGUCAGAGCGAAGCUGAUCCUGCAGCAGUUGUGGGAACUGAGGGUGGACUGGGAUGAAACUCUCCCAGGUGAGUUUGUUCAAAAUUGGUUUUCAUUUGAGCAAAGCCUUUCCGAUCUCAAUUACUUACAGGUACCUCGACGAGUGAUCGGCGUUCAACAACCGACCAGAAUCUAUCUGCACGGCUUCAGUGAUGCGUCAGAGCGAGCCAUGGGAGCGUGCGUCUACAUUCGAGCUGCUGACGAAAGAGGAAACACAUCAUCACAUCUGCUGUGCGCGAAAUCUAAAUUGGCGCCUAUCGGAAAUGGACGGACCACGUUACCUCGCCUGGAGCUGUGUGCGGCAGUGAUUUUGGCCCGCCUGAUGGCGAGCGUUAUCGCGGCAAUCUCAACCCCUUUCAUCGAAAUACGAGCUUAUUCGGACUCCACAGUGGCACUAGCAUGGAUUUAUGGCGGUGCGUCGAGAUGGAAGACGUUUGUUGCCAACCGCGUGGCUGAAAUCACCACAUUACUUCCGGCAAUCAACUGGCAGCACUUGGACACCAACAACAAUCCUGCAGACUUGAUCUCGCGCGGUGCUCUACUAGCGCAAAUUAUUAACAAUUUACUCUGGUGUCACGGACCAUGCUGGACAAGCACAACCAGUGACCAUGUAUCUUCACAAGUCCUUCCCGCGCUCGACGUGACUCUGCAGAGACAAGUAGAGAGAGAACAACGUUCAAUUGCCGUAGCAUGUAUAGCUACGUAUGAUAAUGACUUCCUCGACGCGAUGUUAUCUCGGUACUACCCAAACCUUCAGCUUCUUAUACGCAUCACGGCCCGGAUACUACGUUUCAGUCAUCGAGAAUUUAGAACUACGAAUCGUUUAACGCCAAAGGAAAAAGACAACGCAAUGAGAGUGUAUGUGCGGCACGUACAGAGCCAGCACUACUGGAAGGAAAUCUUUCAACUGGACAGUAAACGGGAAAUCAACUCGAUCCGUCAACUGCAAUCGUUUCUGGACGAAAACCGUCUCCUCAGGGUGGGCGGUAGACUGCAGCUGUCAGAACUCAACUACGAGUCGAAGCAUCCGAUCCUGCUGCCUAGCCACUCAACUCUCACCGCGCUUAUUCUCCAUCAUGAGAAUCGCGAGCAACUUCACUGUGGUCCGCAAUCGUUACUAGCGGCGGUUCCACGGCGCUUUUGGAUUGUUCGUGGAACGAGUGCAGCUCGGAAGACGUGUCGAUCCUGCGUCGAAUGUGUUCGUGCAAGACCAGUUCCAUUGCAUCAGAUGAUGGGUCAACUACCAGCGGAUCGCUUGAAACCGAAUCCGCCUUUCUCCAUCACCGGCAUUGACUAA
Molecule: messenger RNA, 1896 nt
Organism: Toxorhynchites rutilus septentrionalis
Lineage: Eukaryota; Metazoa; Arthropoda; Insecta; Diptera; Culicidae
Exons: 1
Coding region: 1-1896 (631 amino acids)
Source: RefSeq, a predicted model, not a curated record